This is a messenger RNA of Bathycoccus prasinos, 276 nucleotides long. RefSeq lists its product with no specific name. Lineage: Eukaryota; Viridiplantae; Chlorophyta; Mamiellophyceae; Mamiellales; Bathycoccaceae. The record is from RefSeq and is a predicted model, not a curated record. The transcript has a single exon. Gene Ontology annotation, cellular component: mitochondrial large ribosomal subunit. The coding region runs from base 1 to 276 and encodes 91 amino acids. Gene Ontology annotation, molecular function: structural constituent of ribosome.
AUGUCUUUAACGCACUGCACCGGAGCGAACUACUUCAAAACCGGCGAAGACCCGAAACUUUUACCGGACGAGGAAUAUCCGGACUGGUUGUGGGAGCUAGCGAAGCCGCAGUUGAAAAUAUCGGAUUACGAGAAACGAAAAGAAGAGUAUUGCAGCGAGCACGGAGAAAAUUCGGAUUGGGGAGACGCUUUUACUUGGGAAGAAAUGAGGAAGUGGAGGAAAUUGGUGAGAAGAGCGAAGAUUAAGAAAGAUAACGCGUUGAGAGCAAGAAAGUAA